AUAAUUAUGACAUAUAGCAAAUAUAAUUCUUAAUAAUUUUAAUGGAUGUUAUCUAGCAAUUCAAAAUACACGACACUUAGUCAAAAUCAAGAUAAAAAAAAAAAAAAAAAACUAGAGAGAAUAAAAUCAAUUGGAUAAAAUCAGUUAGAUAAAAAAAUUAGAUAAAAAAAUUAGAUAAAAAUCUAAAUGGUCUUUCAAACGAUCACAUUAUGGAAAUACGUAAAUUAAAUUAAUUUAUAGCUUACCUUUCAUCAAUUAAGUUUUAAUAUAUCAAUGCUUUUACAGUGAGGCACAAUUUUUAUUCUUUUUUUUCAUUAAUAUUCAUUAUUUUUUUAGAAGCUUCGUCGUACGUUCAUUUUCGAUCUUACCUUGAAGAGAAAAUUGUUUGAGAUUUAAGAUUGCAUAAAAUGCGAUUGAUAAGUAACGCGAAGCGUAUCAAUAAAAAUAUUCUUCGAUUUUGUCAAGGAACUCGAGAGCACAGUCGAGAUUAAAAACAUUUAUUUAUCGCGAUUUUGUAUCGAUGAAAAAUCGUAUUUGUUCUUAUAGAUAAUGUAUUUGUUGCUGUUAAUCAUUAUCCAACAUCAGCCAUGGAAAAAGUUGUCGAUCGUUGAUCAGAAAUUAGGAAUAAAAUUGAUAAUUGAAAACGUUUAGAGCCGAAGGUACCAUCUGUGAAUUGGCAACUUGAAUCGGUGGAGCUGAUCUUGUUAAAGCCUUGCCGCUUCCUAUCUCUGCUCUUCCUUGAUUAUCAACAACCUUUUGCAAGGCUAUCAUCAAUUGAUCGAACAAAAGAGCUGCUCUUUUUGGCACCACAACCUGUUAACGAGAAUGGAAUUAAAGAAAACAUUAGAAUAAGAAAUUGAAUAUGAUCAUCAAAGAAAUCAGGCAUUAUUACAAGUCAUCGUUUGUAUCCUCGCUCGAGUGAAAAUCAGAACGAUAAACAGAAAUUUCUGGGUUGGCAAAUAUGUGGUGGGUGUAAACAUCGAACCAAUGACCGAGAGAAAUGGAGGAAACGAGAAAGAAAAUGACAAUUUUCUUGCAAUCUUACAACUCUUGUCGAUUUUAUUUAUACGAUCGAUUUCCCAAAGAGAAAGAAAGAUGCAGUCGCUACGGGGUGCAGUAAUAUUGACGAUGUUCCUGAUCGUUAUGAUUGGUUGGACUACGGCGAUACCAACACCCGAGAAGGAUGUACUUUUGAACGACGUAGACUUGGUGGAUGAUGACGGUAGCAUCGAUGCAGCCCUAAUAAAUUAUUUAUUUACGAAGCAGAUCGUAAAACGACUUAGAAACCAACUCGACAUUGGAGAUCUUCAACGUAAGCGAAGUUAUUGGAAGCAAUGCGCCUUCAAUGCAGUUUCCUGCUUCGGCAAAUAAAUCAUUCUACUUUAUUGCUUGCACAAAGGAAAGAUAAGGAAAAAAGAAAAAGAAGAAAAAGAAAUAAGGAAAGGAAAAAAAUGAUAAAAAACAAACAAAAACAAACAAAAAAAAAAAAGAGGAUACCAUAUUCAACUAUCUCUAUUUCCCUCUUUUAUCCUUUUCAAAGUCUCGCCUUAAAAAUGAAAUAAUUACGACGAGAAAGAUAUCUUCGAUAAAGAGCAACA
Vespa velutina is the source of this 1598-nucleotide messenger RNA. Its product is annotated as prohormone-1-like. The record is from RefSeq and is a predicted model, not a curated record. The transcript is spliced from 5 exons. NCBI's taxonomy places the organism in Eukaryota, Metazoa, Arthropoda, Insecta, Hymenoptera, Vespidae. The coding region runs from base 988 to 1371 and encodes 127 amino acids.